Messenger RNA from Anolis sagrei ordinatus, 3905 nucleotides. RefSeq names its product NFKB inhibitor zeta (gene NFKBIZ). The record is from RefSeq and is a predicted model, not a curated record. Gene Ontology annotation, biological process: regulation of gene expression. Gene Ontology annotation, cellular component: nucleus. Gene Ontology annotation, molecular function: DNA binding; POU domain binding. Lineage: Eukaryota; Metazoa; Chordata; Lepidosauria; Squamata; Anolidae.
CCGUGGCGCCGCCUCCGCCCUCGCCGUUCCCGUCCUGCCAGCUCAGCCAGCGCCUUCCUCCCUUAUUCCCUCGCAGCCAUGAUUGUGGACAGUAGCCGCGACCCGGACAGCGACUUCGGCUCCUCUUCCUCCUCUUCUUCCUUUUCCUCCUCCUCCUCCUCCCUGGGCAGCCCCUUCAACUUGGCCUUCUUCUACGGCGCCUCGCCCAACUCCAGCGAGGGCAGCUGCUCGCCCACCCACUCCUCCCCGGGCUCCCCGCCGGGCUCCGACGCCGAGCUUUCCGGCCACGGCUGCCAUGGCGACGGGAGGCAAGGGCUUGCUGGACGGAGCGGUGCGCGCGCAGCCGGAGAAGCAGUUAAACAACAUAUGGGGGGAGGAAAGCAACAGAGAGGACCUUUCCAAGGUGUUCGUGUGAAAAACUCUGUGAAGGAACUGUUGCUGCAUCUUAGAAACAGCAAACAGAUGUCCUCUGAUCAUGGUGCUGGUGAAUUAAAGGCACAAGGAGGAUUAGUACAUUAUGAUCCUUACACAGAGCUGAAGAACAUAAUAACCCGCAGCCGGAAGCGAAAAAACCAUGAAUCUUUUCCUGAUGCACCUAGUUAUAAAAGAUCAGCGACUUUCCAACCUCACCUCUUGACACCUCCACAGACACCAACAUCGAUUGAAAGCAAUAUGGAGGAUGCCCAUAUGAAUGAGCCCAAACAAGAUGGCAGCUGUGACAUGCUGCAGAACAUUAUCAAUAUUAAAAAUGAAUCCAGUCCAAUUUCCCUGAACACAGUACAAGUUAGUUGGCUUCACGGUGCUGCGAAUCCCAACUCUCCAGGAGAACAAUAUCAAGAGAUGGCUGGAACACAAGCCUUUUCACCACCUCAGAAGUACCAAACAUUUCAAACAAGCAGUCCACCACAAAUGUUGGAAUUGCCCCAGAAUUAUCAGUUUUCACCCCCACAGACCCAGGAACUGUCACAGCACUACGGCCAGAAUCCACUCCUGGAAUACAGACCACAGUCUGCAAGCAGCCAGUCUUCUGACUAUCAACAAAGUCUUUAUGAAAGCCAAGAGCUGUCAUAUGGCACUACUUCGAGCUUUGCUUCUCUCUUAAAUGACUCAGAAGAUCUCGAUGCCAUCUCCAGUUCGCUCUCUCAAGCCCUGUCUGGUGGCCACCAGCAAACUGGUAUGAGCAGCCACUCUCAGGCUUAUAACCAGUUUAGCAGUGAUAUGUGCAGUGGUCUUGAAGAGCAUGGCUUACCGAUGGCUGCUUCGAAUAUGCCUCUGCAACACCAGGACAUUACUGGAAACACAGCACAGCUAGGCAAGUCAUUCUUCCAGUGGCAAGUGGAACAGGAGGAAAACAAAUUGGCGAACCUUUCUCAAGAUCAAAUCCUUGCCAAAGAUUCUGACGGUGACACGUUUCUUCAUAUUGCAGUUGCCCAGGGACGCCGGGCAGUAUCCUAUGUCUUGGCGAGAAAGAUGGCAGCUCUCCGCAUGCUGGAUAUUAAAGAGCACAAUGGCCAGAGUGCCCUGCAAGUGGCUGUGGCAGCAAACCAGCAUCUUAUUGUACAGGAUUUGGUUAGCCUUGGGGCCCAAGUGAAUACUACAGAUUGUUGGGGCAGGACACCAUUGCACGUGUGUGCUGAAAAAGGCCAUGCACAAGUCCUUCAGGCAAUCCAGAAAGGAGCUAUUGUAAGCAAUCAGUAUGUAGACUUGGAGGCAACUAAUUAUGAUGGUUUGACAUCAUUGCACUGUGCAGUCGUAGCCCACAAUUCUGUGGCGCAUGAUCUACAAGGCCAGCAUUCACCUCAUUCUCCUGAGGUGCAGGAACUGAGGUUGAAAAGCAAGAGGUUGGCAGACACCAUUAAAUUUCUAAUCCAGAUUGGGGCAUCUGUGGAAGCUAGGGAUCGUAAAAGUGGCCGUUCAGCCCUACACUUGGCAGCCGAAGAAGCAAAUGUUGAACUCAUUCGCCUGUUUUUGGAGCUGCCCUCUUGCCUCUCUUUUAUCAAUGCCAAGGCUUACAAUGGCAAUACAGCACUCCAUGUAGCUGCUAGUUUGCAGCACCGGGUGACUCAGUUGGAUGCAGUCCGUUUGUUGAUGCGUAAAGGAGCAGAUCCGAGUGCCAGGAACUUGGAAAAUGAGCAGCCUGUUCACCUUGUUCCUGAUGGACCAGUGGGAGUUGAGAUCAGACGGAUUUUGAAAGGGAAGACCACCCAGCACCGAUCAUCCCUCUGUUAAGCUCCAUGAGUACCAAUGACCUACACUCGCUGUCAGUUAGGCAGCCCUAAUGUAACUGUAAAUAGACCAUUUGUCCAAUUGAGGCAAAUGUUAGUUGUUUCUAUGAAACAAGAAUAUUUUGUUCACUAUUAUAUAGUGGGUUAAUGGAAAUUCUUCUGAGCAGAUGGGAAUGCUUUAUACCCAGGUAUUCUGUCUCAGUCUGAAUAACUGACUUAGGCGACAAUCUUGGCCAUAUUUAUAUGGGAAGAAGUCACAUUCAAUAGUGACGAUUUCUGAGUAGACUUGUAUAGGACUGCAUGUUACUGACUUCCAACGGUAGCAUGAUAAGUAUUAAGCAUGAACAAACAUUAUCUUUUAAAGGGAAACUUAGAACAUCUUAAUGCUUUUUGGGAUAUGGAUACGUUAGAAUAUGUGUCUAGCAUGACUUUUUAUCAUAAUAUUAAUGUAAGUAGUUACUUUGUGAUUUUUAAUGUUAAUUUUCUGAAGUUUGAUAAAGCACCUAUUUUAAUUUCACAAUUCUAUAUAGAGUGCAAUUACAUAUUAUAAGCUUUUAAUGAUAUUUAUGUGUUUGUAUUGAAGGAGUUGUUUUUUUGUGGGGGAUGCUUAGCAGACUGGGAGAAGAAGGGAAUAUAUUCCAUCUGUGCAGUUUUCAUCAGCCAUAGUAGCAGUUCAUUAAAAGUAACUUUAAGAAUAAUUUUGGAUGUGUGUUUUAUUCCUAUUACAAAUUGUCAGGUCAAGCUCUGUAUAUUAUAGUAAUGUAGUCCUUCUUAAAGGUAUCCCUACAUGUGGUUUAGAAAUCCCAAUUUAGUUGAAUUUUUUUAAAUACCUGGGUGAAGCAGUCUUAACCACCAAUGCAGCUUGUUGAAGGAUGUUAAGAUCAGGGAGAACCUUCUCCUAUGGCCCUGGAGAGUUCUACGGGUUUGAGUAUAAUGCUGUCAAGGAGACAUUCUAGGGCAGUUAGGAUUUAGGAUUGCAUUUUUUGACCUAUCGAUAGUCCCAACUAGAGAAGAUUCAUUGUUUCAGUGAUAAAUUUGAUUAGUCUGAACUUCUGCACAUUCCACUGACUGCACAUUGAGAAGUUGAGCAUGGCUUCUAGCAUAUCUGGCAGCUGAAUUUGCAGAUGGCAUGAGGUUUUUCAGGGAGGUGAAAUGGAUCUCUCUAAAACGUGUCUAAUAAAAAGUUGCUAGGUACAAAAUGGACUUUUGUUUCGAAGCAAUAAGAUUCUCUUCUUACAUUCUUUAUGCUGAAUUUGAUUCUUUGUUCUUAAAUUGAGAAAUGUGCUUCUCAGGGCUCUGCAUAUAUUUAGUUCUGUUGUAGUGUUUUACCUUAUAGGUAUAGUAGGUAUUAAAAUAUUAAUGUUUUAAGAAUGAGGUGGGUUUCUUCCCCUCUCCAAUUUUGUAUUGCUAUUUUUAAUGACUGUUAAUAAAACUUCUGCAAGAAUGUCCUGUAGCAAUUGCUCUCAAAAUGGUAUGGUUUGAUUUUAAAUUUAGUUCCAUUGUAUGCUUGCUGUUUCUUGAGUGACUAUUAUUAUAUAUUUUUUUCCAUUGUAAAUCUGAUCAUAUUGUUUGACCAAGUAUGUCUUGUAGACAAAUUACUGGAGAAAUUGUCCCUCCGCAUAUUAAAGCAGUUCUUAAUCCUUCCAAUAGCAGAUGCAAUAAAUUUGUUUUAAUCAUUAA